This is a messenger RNA of Drosophila nasuta, 954 nucleotides long. It is a transcript of the gene mRpS11, whose product is annotated as mitochondrial ribosomal protein S11. Gene Ontology annotation, biological process: translation. The transcript is spliced from 5 exons. Gene Ontology annotation, cellular component: ribosome. Lineage: Eukaryota; Metazoa; Arthropoda; Insecta; Diptera; Drosophilidae. Gene Ontology annotation, molecular function: structural constituent of ribosome. The record is from RefSeq and is a predicted model, not a curated record. Bases 84 to 695 code for a protein of 203 amino acids.
AGCGUUGCCAGAUAGUUGAAAUUCGCGUGAUGUAAUUUAGAAGAAAUAAUACACGAUUGUUUUGAUUAUUUACUGGCUCAAUUAUGUCAAUGAAACUAACAGUUUUAGCAGGCAUCAAUUGCCUGAAACAAUGCGCUUUGAAUGCUGCAACCCCGAGGAACUCGUUGAUGCACACAAGCGCUUGCUUGCGCAAAGUUGAGGACCGCAAAGAAAUGCUGGCUUCCAUGCCGGCGAAGGAUGAGGGAACUCUUGGCGAGAAAUCAGUCGACAUAGAUACUCUCAUUGACAGAAAGGCAAAGUUUUUCCCGGAUGCUAGCACAGCCACUCAGCUGUUCAACGGCAUUCCUUUCAAUGAGCUGCCCAUAGUCAACAUUCGUGUCUCGCCUAACAACACAAUCAUUUCAGUGACCGACUAUAAAGGUGUACCCAGACUGAUCCGCUCCUGCGGUAUUGAAGGCUUCAAGAAUACCAGGAAAGGCACCAACAUUGCUGCCCAGGCAACCGCUGUGACUAUUAGCGCUAAAGCCGUUGAGCUUGGUUGGAAAACUAUUCGGGUGAAAGUGCGUGGCUUGGGACCCGGACGCAUGUCGGCUAUCAAAGGACUGCAAAUGGGUGGUCUGAAUAUAGUUUCGGUUACGGAUAAUACACCUGUUUCAUGGAAUCCCCCGCGACCCAGAAAACAGAGGAGUCUGUAAAUCAAUAUUUUAUAUUCGCAGUGUAGAAAUAAAUGUUAAAAAUUGUUUAAAUUUCUAUAACUCGUAUUCCUCGAGAGUACAUCCACUUUAUUUGUUUCCGUUAAUCUUAUGCUUACAAAAAAAGAUAAAUGAGAGAACCAAUUCCGACAUAGAAUCUAUAUACAAAUGUAUUUGAUAAGAGCAUUUAGAUAAACGUUCUAACUCAUUUAAUAUUUGACGGCAGCGAGAAUUCGCAUCAAAUGUAUUUUUAAAUAGCAAA